This is a messenger RNA of Mercurialis annua (annual mercury), 420 nucleotides long. RefSeq lists its product as uncharacterized. The record is from RefSeq and is a predicted model, not a curated record. NCBI's taxonomy places the organism in Eukaryota, Viridiplantae, Streptophyta, Magnoliopsida, Malpighiales, Euphorbiaceae. The transcript has a single exon. Bases 1 to 420 code for a protein of 139 amino acids.
AUGCCUCAUUUGAUUAAAAAGGAGAUUUCAUUAAACAAUCUGGUUGGAAUUAGACUGAAUCGACACUACCCUUCUAUCAGCCACCUCUUCUUUGUAGAUGACUCUUUAGGUUUUACCAAACUAAAUUCAAGUACAUCGGGAGUUAUCACAAGAACUCUUCAAACCUAUAGGAAAAUCAGUGGGCAAAUCAUUAAUUUGAACAAAUCUUCAGUCUGCUUCAGCAACAACACGAAUGAUUGCAUAAUUGGUAGUCUUCUGAGGAACCUUAAUAUCUCCCUGAUGCAACAUGGUGAUAGAUAUCUAGGUCUACUAGCUCAGUUUCUUGAGUCCAAAAAUGUGACCUUUGCUGGCCUACUGAACUCCCUCCAAUCCAAGCUAAGUGAAUGGAAAGAGAAGUUUCUUUUGCAAGGAGGGAAAUAA